AUGCAGCACGCACCAUUUCGACAGAGAUACGAAACCCUGGAGCAUAUAGGCACAGGGCAGUAUAGCAAGGUAUUCAAAGUGAGGGAAAAAUCGACAGGAGCUCUGUUGGCCUGCAAGGAAAUAGAUUACGGAUCCUUACCUCCUGAAACAAGUGCAGCUCUAACAAAAGCAAUCGAAGAUACGGCUGUCACGUUGAAGAGUAUCCUGCAUAAGCAUAUCAUCCGCUACCAUGAAGUCCUUCAUGAUAAGGCAGGGAAAACAUAUAGAAUAAUUAUGCCGUAUUAUGAGCUUCAAGACCUACAAACAUAUGCUGAAAUGCUCCGAGAAGAUGGAGAGGUUAUUCUGGAGCAAGGACUCUGGGUGAUACUGAGCCAGUUAAUAAGCGUGCUCGACUAUCUCCACUCGGACAGAGACUGUGACGGUGGUAUGGUUCAUUUGAACAUAAAUCCGUCUAAUAUUUUGCUCACAGACGACUUCAAUGUGAUUUUGACAGGGUUCACCAACUCUGUGUCUCUAAGUAGGAUGCACUCAGCCCGUGUUCUGACAGGAAAGCUUUCUUACUGCGCUCCUGAGGUGCUUCAAGGUCAGGAUUAUGGGCCUGCAGUAGAUAUCUGGGCACUUGGAUGUACAAUUUACGAGCUAGCUACAUCUUCGUCCCUCUUUUUAGGAGUAACACCAUCUGCAUUGUUGCAGGCCAUCAAUGAAUGUGACAUUAGCACACUUUCACUUAAGAACUACUCUGUUGAACUCUCUAGUGUCUUAAAAUCGAUGAUUAGUUACAACGCUCAACAGCGGAUCACUGCUGCACAGCUGUGUACUCAUCCAAAGAUAGUCUUCUACCUCACACACAAUAUCCAACUUCAAGGGAUAUCUGUUGCACAUCCUGAGUUAGCCAAUGCGUCAACAGCCCCUCAGUCUCAGUAUCGCUCAAACCUGAUCCAACUAAAUCAAGACCCCAUUCCAGCUGCUCCACCUUUUACACUUAAUAAGGCAGAUUUCAUCGCAAAGCCUCCGCCAGACUCGCUGCUUCUUGCAGACCAAACUAUUGGUGAACAGAGUUACCUCAGCUAUGCCCCGGCAAAGGCUAGCUCACGCAUCCGAAGUACGUCCACGGGCCGUAGAACUGACAAAGGGAAUGAUAAGCCUGGCGAUAGCAUUAUAUCUAUGUUAACUAGUGGACGAAGAGCCUCGUCCAGAGGCGUUCACCAAGCGCCAGAGCCUUUAUCUGCAUAUUCGACCAUGGCUGAGUCCACUAUAGGGCAAGAAGGACCUACACGCGCUGGAUCGGGGCUUGCUGGGCGCUCUCGUGCCCCAAGCACUCACCAUCACGACACAAUUCUGGAAAGAUCCAUCGAUGCGCCCCUCACUGCGUCUCAGGCCAUAGUAUCGCGCAUAAAAGCUUAUCAGCACAAUGGAACAGAGCCUAACACCAUGCUUAGUGAGGUGCCGAGCCCAGAGAUAAUCAAGGAACAAAAGAUUCGCCGAGUAUCGCAGUCCCUAGUUCAAGAUGAGCUGGCCUAUGGCGUGACCCCCUCUAGGCAGCUCUUGCAGACUCGUUGUAAUCCAGAAGGAGAAGUCAUGAGUGCUUUUGCUGAUGAUCCUACAGAGCUUAUUGCAAGCCACCUGAGCCCCCAUGUUGUUCGAAUAAGGGCUGCCAGAGAUGGCGGAACAGAGGUGGUGCAAACGACAAAUAGUGCGGGAGAGGCCGUGCCUCGUUACCAGGUGCACAGCAGUAGCAGAGAAUCCCCAAAGACCUCUGUACAAAGUAGAAGAUCUUCCCCUACUGCCACCGGAAUCCCAAGUAGUUCUCACCUAAGGAAAACAUCCCCCAGUGGGACUCCCCAGCUGACCAUGUCUACCAGAAAGCAGGUGGCUGACAAUCAAGAGAUGCUGCGAUGUUAUCCAAUUGAUUACGUCAAUUCUGUUAACUUGGCCAAUCAGCGGAGGACACCAACAUCUGGUAAUCAACUUGCGUAUUCAGCGCACGUGGAGCCAAUGAGCGGCCAUGUUCCGUAUCCUCUGCCCCAGGGCAAUGACAUUUAUGGGCCCUAUUCCACAGGACCUGCACAGUAUUACAACGUUCCUCUCAACUCGGGACUUCAAGGUACAGGACAGCUUUAUGUGCCAAACGACCUGCAAGCGUUCAAGCAGGCCGAACUCAAUUUCUCAGAGAGCAACACCGGAAGUGAUGUCACAAAGACUAUCCAGUUCAUAGACGCACAGGCUUACACAGCAGAUGCGCUACCAUAUACAGAUCUGAUGAAGGCAGUGAUUAAAAACGACAUCAAGGGUGUUAAGACUGCCAUCUCAGCAGAUGCCGGGAAGAGUCUCCCAGGUGGAAUCACAGCGCUCAUGAUUGCUGCCAACAUGGGCCAUGUCGAGUGCGUUAAGAUGUUAGUGGCCAAGGAGGGAGGAAUGCGGCAAAAGGAUGGGACGACAGCUCUAAUGGAGGCCGUUCAGAAGAAGCAUGCAGAAGUGAUCAAGCAUUUGAUGAAGAAAGAGGCUGGAAUGCGGCGUAGCGACGGGUGGACAUCACUAAUGUACUGUGCGCAGCAUGAUCUGGUAACAAUAGGGAAGCAGCUGAUGGCAAAAGAGGCAGGUCUCCAGACUAUCUCAGGGGUUACAGCGCUAAUGAUCGCCUGCGAACACGAUAACCUAGAGCUGGCCGCUGUGCUCCUAAAGGAGGCUGGGAAACACGCCGUUAAUGGCUGGACGGCUCUCAUGAGCGCUUGUGAGCACAAUCAUACAGACCUCGCUUUGAAGCUUGCCCCAAAGGAGGCGGGAAAGGUCAAGGUGGAUGGGUGGACAGCUCUGAUGAGCGCAGCUAGAAACGGAAACAUCAAGGUUGCUAAGGCCCUGAAGAAGAAGGAGGUGAAGUGCAUGAAGAACGACGGCUCCUCAGCGCUAAUGUGGGCGGCAAGUGUAGGGAACGUGGAAAUGGUGAAGCUUUUGAUGAACGAGGAACGGCACAUUCGAACCGUAACUGGUAAAACAGCAUUCGACUUUGCUGAGGAGGCAGAUAAUCGCGAGGUGAUGAAGCUUCUUCGUCCAGAUCUAUUUGACAAAUCUGGGGCAUAUAUAAAAGGAGCAAGUAGCCAGACCGCAAGCACAGUGCAAACGACAAAGAGCACCAAGAAAGGGAAGAGAUAG
Giardia duodenalis is the source of this 3150-nucleotide messenger RNA. Its product is annotated as Kinase, NEK. The record is from RefSeq and is a predicted model, not a curated record. Gene Ontology annotation, biological process: protein phosphorylation. Gene Ontology annotation, molecular function: protein kinase activity; protein binding; ATP binding. Bases 1 to 3150 code for a protein of 1049 amino acids. Lineage: Eukaryota; Fornicata; Diplomonadida; Hexamitidae. The transcript has a single exon.